CUGCCCAACACCCAGUCUGGAGCUGGAGGCUGUCGGCGGCGCUCAGCUCGUCCCGCAGCUUCAUCCGGAGCGCAGGAGUUCUCGGUCGGUCGGGCGGAUCAUGCUCUCUCUGAGACCGUGACCGUCCCGUUAUUAACCUCAGCAGCGCGCCAGGGACCUGCGGACUCUCCAGACACUCAGUUCACUUCUGUUAGUCCUCUAUGUAAAACCCACAGCCCGUGCUCGAGUCUGCGUUAGCUGGAGAGCUAACUCCUGCGCGGGGCGGAAGGGAGAACAUGGCCGAGUGUCAGUGCGACGCGUCCGGCCACGGCUCUCGGCGCUGCCCGCUCCUGUCUACCGGAGAGAGCUCAUCCAAGUGGGUGCGCCUUAACGUGGGUGGCACCUAUUUCCUGACCACGAAGCAGACCCUGAGCCGGGAGCCCAAGUCCUUCCUGUACCGGCUGUGCCAAGCGGACCCCGAGCUGGACUCCGACAAGGAUGAAUCAGGGGCGUAUUUGAUCGACAGAGAUCCGGUGUAUUUUGGGCCCGUGCUGAAUUACCUGCGACACGGAAAGCUUGUCCUCAACAAGAAUCUGACGGAGGAAGGUGCUCUGGAAGAGGCAGAGUUCUACAACAUUACUUCAUUAAUUAAACUCAUCAAGGAAAAGAUUAGAGAACGAGAUGCCAAGAUUACACAUACUCCAGUGAAGCAUGUGUACCGCGUGCUGCAGUGUCAGGAGGAGGAGCUCACUCAGAUGGUCUCCACAAUGUCGGACGGGUGGAAGUUUGAGCAGCUUGUCAGUGUAGGUUAUGGGCGAGCACAGAAGUCAGAGUUUCUCCUCAUUGUGUCUCGGGAAGUGAAGGGGGAGGAGUCGAGUCAAACUCACCCCGCCCACAGCGGAGAGCUGGUCAACAUUGGCUCCUCCUAUAACUAUGGUAAUGAGGACCAGGCAGAGUUUCUGUGUGUUGUCUCCAAGGAGCUUCACAACCAUUCAUAUGGGAACAACAGUCAACCAAGUGAAAAAGCCAAGCUACUCCAGGAGCGAGGGUCCAGAAUAUGAGCUCCUUAAACACCAAAACCCUCCAACAUAUCAGCACUCAAACCGGAACAUUCCACGAGCAUGUGCAGAACAUGUAGCAUGGCCACAGAUGUGCAGAUUGUGUGUGAACACGGACCAAACACGAACACACCAGCGCUGAGCUGGUCUACUGUAGCUGUGUCUUUUUAUGCAACAGAUUCAUUCCAAUUCCACUAUAGGCCCUGCACAGUGAUUUGGACUUUACCAUGUGCUUUCAGUAUUCUAGGGAAAUUAUUUCAGGUUGAUUUCAUGUCUAAAACAAUACAACAGUCAGUUUAUUAAGAAUCUAAAUGUUCACAGACAGAAUAUGCAGAAUAUGAAUAUGAAUAUUAAUAUUGAGCCACACAGUGCACCAUAGACUUAACUUUGGCAAUCUAAUAUCUGAAAAACAUCCUUUUUUUAAAGAAUUCUGUAACUAAACAAAAUUGAUUUACGUGUUAAUGCACUUAAAAUGAUACGUGAUCACUGUGCAAGACCUUUAAACCGUAAUAUUGUGUUCGUAAUAUUCUGUUUUUCAAUCCUAUACUGUAGAAGAGGAGGACAUGACUGAUCUAAAUCUCAGGGAUUUGAUCCACAUGUGGGGAAAAAACAAGCAAUCACUUCUCUUUGACACUCUGUCCCUGCAGGCCUUAACCCAGCCUUAUGUAAUCUCACUUCACCCUCUAUCCAGUAAAUCCAUGUUUGAAUGCAAUAUUUUAUAAACUAAUAUUUAUAAUGGGUAUAUUACAUGUUACAUUUAAAUCAAAUGCAUUCCAAUUACAUUUUUCAGCAGACUGAUAAAAACAAUAAUAACAUAUACUUGUAUUAAUAGUGCAUUAUUGUUGUUAUUAUUAUUAUUAUUAUUAUUAUUAUUAAUCAAACUGUAUAUUUGUUUUAAACUGUUUGUUUGCCCCUUUAAAAAAUAUUUUAUUGCACGGUGCUUUUUUUCAUCUGAUCAGUAGAGGUAAACAGGUUAUACCACAGGUUUAAUAAUAUAAAGCAGGUAGAAAAGACAAUCAUUUUAAUUUCAGUGUGUUGGCAUUUAGUCGAAUAUAAUUCCAGUCUCCAUUUUCUGCUUUCCAACUCCUUCCUAUGUGCUGUCAAUAAUACCUUAAAAACUAAUCCUGUACACCCAUUGAAGUCUCUGCGUAUAUAAACAUUUGCACACACACACACACACACACACACACACACACACAUUCAAGAGUAAGGUAUUUCACUUUUUGCUGAGUCACACAAAUACCCCAAAACAGAAAAAAGCACAUUUUCACAAGCUGUCACUCUUACACUGCUGUACACAGAGUGUUAUGCUAUAAAGCUGUUUUUAACAAACCUC
Messenger RNA from Astyanax mexicanus (Mexican tetra), 2373 nucleotides. It is a transcript of the gene kctd5b, whose product is annotated as potassium channel tetramerization domain containing 5b. The transcript has 7 exons. Bases 276 to 1040 code for a protein of 254 amino acids. Gene Ontology annotation, molecular function: cullin family protein binding. The record is from RefSeq and is a predicted model, not a curated record. Gene Ontology annotation, cellular component: Cul3-RING ubiquitin ligase complex; cytoplasm. NCBI's taxonomy places the organism in Eukaryota, Metazoa, Chordata, Actinopteri, Characiformes, Acestrorhamphidae. Gene Ontology annotation, biological process: protein homooligomerization; proteasome-mediated ubiquitin-dependent protein catabolic process.